AUGAAAUUUGCCAAAACCCUUCAAUCGGAAGUCGUACUAGAAUGGAGCACGAAAUACGUUGACUACAAAGGGUUGAAGGGAAAGUUGAGAGCCGUUGAACGAGCAAAACGUAAUCGAGAGAACCGCUUGUCAGCCACAACCUUCAGGCGUAGCCUUGAAAGUUAUAGAAGUUAUCCAAAUGAUGUAAAUGAUGAUCAUCGUUCCGAAUUUUCAGUAAAACAACCUCCAGGACUACUCUCGAAUGCCUCUCAACGUGCCAUGAGCUUUACGAGCAUAGCUGAAAGCACGGGCUCUUGGUUUAACAAAGUCUCUUUCAUGUUGUCAAAUUGGAAGAAACAUUCGGCAGAUUCCGUGUUUCCCGAUCACCACCCGACACCAAUCGUUAUAACCUCCCUCGAGACACUCAUGCUCCAAGCAAAUCGCCAAGAGCGUGAAUUUUUCACCAUGUUACAAGAAGAACUGGAUAAAGUUAACUAUUUUUAUGAAGUCAAGGAGAAAGAGUCAAUAGAUUCAUUUGAAGUUGUAAAGCAACAAUACUCUCAAGGUGAAUGGACCAAAAAAAACACAAACAGUGGCUCACGGGUCAUAGGUUCGCCGGACGAACGGCUGCAAAAGGAAUUGAAACGCAAGGAUAUAUGGAAAUUAAUUAAAAAAGCCUUGUUCGAAAUUUACCGGGGUACCGAACUACUAAGGAAAUACCGGACUCUCAACCAAAUAGCCUUUACCAAGGUGUUGAAGAAAUACGACAAGAUCGCAAACGUGAACGCUAGCAAACUGUACAUGUCCACGGUGGUAAACGAAAAAGGUUUUACAAAGUCAAAAAGGCUGGAAAAACUCAUCAGAGAGAUCGAGGAUUUCUAUUCAGAACAUUUUGAAGAAGGUUCACGAAGGCGUUCAAUGAAAAAGUUGCGGAUCCCUAGCAAAAAACAUAUCAAUCACUAUUCUUCGGCGUGGAGAACAGGGAUAUAUUUGGGGAUGGCGAUUCCUUUAUUUGUUCAAUCAAUCUAUUAUGUUUUUCAUAAAAACAGUGAUGUAUUUCGGCAAAACGUGAGUGCCGGGUUUGAUUACACUGACCGAUAUCAUUUAAUGCAAUUAUAUGCUGGAAUGGGCCUUCCAAUAAUUUUUUCUUUGAUGAUCGGUAUUAACAUGUUUGUUUGGACGCGGGCACGAAUAAAUUACAAGUUUAUCUUUGAAUUCGACCCCCGUGAUAACAUCGACUAUCAUCAAUAUUUAGAGAUUCCCUCCUUUAUGUUUCUAGUAUUUAGUUUCUUCAUGUACGCAACCACACAAAACACCUUUGGAAUCAAACAGGUGGAAUAUCCUAAAAUUCUUCUGAUCAUCUUUUUGGCCAUCAUUUUUAUGCCAUUUAAAAGAUUCUAUUAUGGUGCAAGACGAUGGUUCAUCUUUAGCGUUGCUCGAAUCUUUGGGUCCCCAUUUACAACUAUCGGGUUCAGUGAUUUCUUUAUCGCCGAUGAAUUAACAAGUUUGACAUAUUCCUUUUCGACUUUACAACUUUUCUUAUGCACUUGUUCGUAUUCUUCGGAUAGUUGCGAAUUUCUUUGCUACACAUCGACUUCUUGUAUCACCCCAAUUCUUGCCUCCAUACCCGCCAUUUUACGCUCUCUUCAAUGUCUCAGGCGUUUACACGACACACACAAAUCAGUUCACCUGAUGAACUUUGGAAAAUACAUGUCAACAGUUAUCACCAUAUCCACGCUCUAUCUUUACCGGAAACAUAUCUCAACUAAUACUUCCUCAAAUAUCAAUAUCAUCAAAUUUUUAUGGGCUCUCAGUCAAGGUGUCAAUUCGAUUUAUACAACUUUAUGGGAUAUUAAAAUGGACUGGAGAUUAUUUCAAUCUGGUCCAAAUUUAUUUUUAAGAGAUCAAUUGGCAUAUCGACGCAAAUGGAUUUACUAUUGUGGAAUGAUAGCUAAUGGCUUACUCAGGUGCAGUUGGAUUCUCAUUCUGAUAAAGGAUACCUCCAUAGUGGUGUUUUCGGUCGCUUUUGGAGAAAUAUUGAGACGUUGGAUUUGGAACUUCUUUCGUGUGGAAAAUGAUCACGCUAACAACUGUGUGAAAUCACGAGCCAUCGGAAUUGAUAAGAUCAUCAGUAAAUUAAAAGGUGACCCUAUCAUAGAUAAACAAGACCUGGGUGACUUCUCAACUCGAAGCGGUGACUCGGCCGAAGAUGGCUUGAAGCUGCACAGGCCUCAUGGCAAGUUUGAUGGAUCCUUUAACUAUACGACUUUGGGAUACGGUGACCAUUUUAAUAAGGAUAAAGAUUCCCUCGACCAUGGGCCCAACCUCAACAAAACAAACCGCAGCACGGAUGUUAAGAACAAAAAUCGUCAAAAUCACAAUGCUCAAAUUUUGAAUAACAAGAAAAAACAGGUGAAGAGUGAGAAGGAUGGCGAUCGACUUAUACCAGAACAUCGUCGCGCACCCGAUCAUGAAAUAGAGAAAGAUGAGGAUUAUGUUGAAGGAGACUAUUGGAGUGAACCAGUCGGACAAACCAAAAAACCAUAA
Messenger RNA from Acaulospora morrowiae, 2526 nucleotides. Lineage: Eukaryota; Fungi; Glomeromycota; Glomeromycetes; Diversisporales; Acaulosporaceae. The record is from the annotation of a GenBank genome assembly.